AUGGCUGCUAAAGAAGGCAUCCCGAUGAGCGACACCAAGAGCAUCGUGGUGGACCUCACAGGCACCGACGCCUUCUCGGAGACAAAGACCUUGUCCCUGCCCGAGAUGGCGGUCCCGGACUCCGCACGGCUUGCGGUCUCCGUGGUGGGUGACCUUUUGGGCCCCACCAUCUCCGGCCUUGAGCGCUUACUGCGGAUCCCCACAGGCUGCGGCGAGCAGAACAUGAUCACGCUGGCGCCCAACGUCUUCGUGGCCAAGUACCUCUUGGCGGUCGGGAAAAUGACUCCAGAUUUGCGGGAGCGAAUUGUCAACAACAUGGUGGUUGGCUAUGGGCGUGAGCUCACCUACCGCCACGAGGACGGCUCGUUCUCCGCCUUUGGCAAGAGCGACUCUUCGGGUUCCACGUGGCUCACGGCCUUCGUCCUGCGAGUCUUCGCGGAGGUGCACCAAACUGGGCUGGUGGCAGUGGACACAGGCGUCAUGACGAAGGCCGCGGAGUUCCUCCUGGCGCAGCAGCAGAGCGAUGGGUCUUUCAAGUCCGUGGGCAAGGUCAUCCAUCAGGAGAUGAUGGGCGGAGCCAGCGGCUCUUCUGCAGUGCCGCUCACUGCUUACGUGACUGCAGCCCUCGCCAAGGCCAAGGACGUUGCCAGCGUCGCCGGGGGGCUGCAGAAGGCUGCGAACUUCUUGGAGCAGGUGUCGGCCACUACGACGUACACCGCGCUCCUUCGAGCGCAUGCCUUGGUGCUGGCAGGACUCUGGAGUGACGAGCAAGUGGCCACAGAGGUGUUGGCGCUCUCUUCGACCGCCCUCCCCCGACGAUUCUGGAGCGGCAGCACUGGCGUCUCUGACCCGGCUCCAGGUGCCUACGGUGUGAAGACGAUGGAUGUGGAGAUGACGGGGUACGGGGUGCUGGCGCUGACCAUGGCGAAUCGCCUCACGGAAGCCUUCCAGGGCGCCUCCUGGUUGCUGGAGAGGCGCAGCGCAAGUGGCGGCUUCAGCUCCACCCAGGACACGGUGGUUGCAUUGAACGCCCUGGCGACCUAUGCUGCGACGGUGGGCCAAAACGUGGAUCUCACACUCGAGGUGAGCAAUGGAGGCAGCUUCCAGCAGACGCUGCAGAUCACCUCCGGGAACGCGGACGUGUUGCAGACCUUGGCGCUGCCGGUGGCUGCCGGAGAGCUGCCUGUGGUGGUGGAGUCCUCGGGCAACGGGGUGGCGCUGGUCACUGCGGAGCUGCAGUACAACCUCCCAGACUCGGCGGUGCCGCCUUGCUACCAGAUCGAGGUGGACUGGUUCAGCCAGGACCAGGAGACCAGCUCUGCAGUGCAAGCCUGCAGCUUGCCCGUGUCCGACUGCGCGCCUAGCGCGGGCGCGAUGGCCAUCAUUAGCGUGGGCCUCUUUACCGGCUACGGGGCCUCACUGCAGUCCUUGCAAGCGCUGAAGGAUGCUGAGGUGAUCAAACGCUUUGAGCUGAACGACCAGCGGGUAGACUUGUACCUUGAGGAGCUGCACGAGUCUUCGAAGACCUGUGUGCAGUUCAACAUUACCCGUGAGUUCAGGGUGUGGAACGUGCAGCCGGCGGCAUCCAUGGUGUACGAGUACUACAAGCCCGAGGCUCGCGGAGAGCUGCUCUCGAGUUUCAGCACGCAGGUCUUCACCGAUGAGGUCUCGCAGCUUCCGGGGAUCCAGCCCAGCGUCACCACGACCAUGCCCACGGCCGCCUCUGCGGCCACUGCGGCAGCGUUCCUUACCACUUCUUUGCUGGCCUUCGCGGUCCAUGCCUUCGCUUAAAUGGAGUUACACGUUUGAAAUCCGGGCGCACGGUUUGAAACCUGUACAGCGAAAGCCCGGGAGAGCCCACAGGCUGCAGAUCAUGGAUUCGGA
This is a messenger RNA of Effrenium voratum, 1884 nucleotides long. NCBI's taxonomy places the organism in Eukaryota, Dinophyceae, Suessiales, Symbiodiniaceae. The record is from the annotation of a GenBank genome assembly.